GGUGCUGGCUGCCUUAAUUUAGCUACAUCUUUCCUGGGUCCCCUGUUAAUGGCCCGUGUUAAUCGUCGUCCACUAAUGAUGUUCUCCAGUUCGAUUUGUGCCGGUUUUCUAUUCACCAUAGCUUUUAUUCUUUACUAUAUUGAAAAGGCCAGUUGGUUCCCAAUGGUUUGCAUUGUCUGCAUUAUGGGCUAUAUAUUCUUCUAUCAAUUUGGUUUGGGACCGAUACCGUAUUUUAUUGGCACUGAACUGUUCGAAGUGGCACCACGUUCCGUUGCCAUGUCCAUGGGUAGCUUAUCUUCGUGGGCGUGUAAUUUCAUCAUUGGUAUGGCCUUUCCAUCGUUACAAAAUGCCUGGGGUGCAUUCGUAUUCUUGCCGUUUUCCGUCACCUGUGCACUGCUAUUUCUGCUAACGAAAUUCUAUUUACCCGAAACACGUGGCAGAGAUCCGUCCGAAGUUGCACCACUCGUAUCGAAAGGAUUUAGAUCAAAAGUUAAAUAAAU
Molecule: messenger RNA, 500 nt
Organism: Musca vetustissima
Lineage: Eukaryota; Metazoa; Arthropoda; Insecta; Diptera; Muscidae
Product: solute carrier family 2, facilitated glucose transporter member 1-like
Exons: 3
Coding region: 49-498 (149 amino acids)
Biological process (GO): monosaccharide transmembrane transport
Cellular component (GO): membrane
Molecular function (GO): hexose transmembrane transporter activity
Source: RefSeq, a predicted model, not a curated record